This is a messenger RNA of Onychomys torridus (southern grasshopper mouse), 3951 nucleotides long. RefSeq names its product polyamine modulated factor 1 binding protein 1 (gene Pmfbp1). The record is from RefSeq and is a predicted model, not a curated record. Lineage: Eukaryota; Metazoa; Chordata; Mammalia; Rodentia; Cricetidae. The transcript has 21 exons. The coding region runs from base 2 to 3484 and encodes 1160 amino acids. Gene Ontology annotation, biological process: spermatogenesis.
GAUGCGCUGCUCAGGUGAAUGCCCUGCUCUCUGUAUUGAAAACAUUAAGGAACUUGCUCCAAUCCUGGGGUUUUCAGAAAUCCAAUUUGGACAAAUUAAGAAACCCAGAGAGCAUGCCAGGCAAGGGCACAAAGUUUUCAAGUCACAGUUAAGCCACAAAGCCCAAGAUGCCUUGAACGAAAAAUGCAAGGAGCCGGCUGACAAAGAGCAGCGGAAAGAUCUGAAGGCGGAAGAAAUAAAGGACAGGGAGAGAGGGGAAGAGAGGGGAAUGAAUGUGGCUUUGCUGAGGCUCAUCAAGGAAAGGAAGAUAAGAGCAGAAGAGGAAACCGAGUUUAUAACAAAGCUCACAAAAAUGCUAAAGCUUAAAGGAGAAUUGCGAUCAGCCAAGGGACUGAAAGAUGAGGCCGGGGAGAGAGACAGAGAAGUGAACAACCUGAACAGCAAGCUCUUGAGCCUGCAACUCGACAUCAAGAAUCUCCAUGAUGUCUGCAAGAGACAGGGGAAGACCUUGCAAGAGAACCAGCUGUGUGUGGAGGAAGCCAUGAUGAGUAACAGUCACAACAAGAAGCAAGGCCAGGCGUUAGCCUACAAGGAGACCCAGAUAGAGUUCAAGUCCAAUAAGCAGUGUCACCUGAGGCAACUCCAACAGCUGAAGAAGAAGCUGCUGGCGCUGCAGCAGGAGCUGGAGUAUCGCACCCAGGAGCUGCAGAACUCCUACUGCUCUCUCCUGCAGUACCAGUCGAUCCUGGAGAAGCAGACUUCCGACCUGGUUCUCCUGCACCAUCACUGCAAACUCAAGGAAGACGAGGUCAUUCUCUACGAGGAGGAAAUAGGGAAUCACAAUAAGAACACUGGGGAGAAGCUUCAUCUGGCCCAAGAGCAGCUGGCCUUGGCGGGGGACAAGAUCGUCUCCCUAGAGAGGAGCCUGAACCUCUACAGGGAUAAGUACCAGACCUCCCUGAGCAACAUCGAAUUGCUGGAGUGCCAAGUGAAGAUGCUGGAGGGCGAACUCAGUGGAAUCAUCAGCCAGGAGCCUGAGAACAAGGGAGACCACUCGAAGGUACGCAUCUACACUUCUCCGUGCAUGAUCCAAGAGCAUCAGGAGACCCGAAAGCGACUGUCUGAAGUCUGGCAAAAGGUUUCUGAGCAGGAUGACCUAAUUCAGGAGCUUCGGAAUAAACUGGCCUGCAGCAACGCUUUGGUUCUGGAGCGUGAGGAGGCUUUGAUAAAAAUACAAGCUGACUUCGCUUCCUACACAGCCACCCACAGGCAUCCCCCUACCUCCUCAGAAGACUGUGAGGACAUCAAAAAGAUCCUGAAGCACCUGCAGGAGCAGAAAGACAGCCAGUGUCUGCACAUAGAGGAGUACCAGAACCUUGUGAAGGACCUGCGCAUGGAGCUGGAAGCCGUGUCAGAGCAGAAGAAAAACAUCAUGAAGGACAUGAUGAAGCUGGAGCUGGAGCUACACGGGCUGAGGGAGGAGGCGUCGGCCCACAUCAAGAAGAAGGACAAGGAGGCGGCCACCCUGCAGCACCAGCUCUUUGACCUGCAGCAGCAGUUCGCAGAGACGCAGAAGCUGGCCCUGAAGAAGGACAAGUUGCUCCAAGACAAAGAUGAGAGGCUCCAUGAGCUAGAGAAGAAACUGACACAGGUGCAGAACACUUUCAUGGAGAAAGAGGUGGAGCUGGAGAAGCUACAGCGGACGACAAAAGACCUCGAUACGAGUCUCCAGGAGGCAAAGCAGGACACAUCCAAAAUGGAUUGUGAGGCCCUGCGGGCCGAGGUCCAGAAACUGAAGGAAAGUCUUGAAGAAGCCAAAGAGCAGCUAAAGCUGUCAGAUCAGAAUCUAACCCGGUGUAAGGAGGAAGCACACCAGGCUGGAAGCAGCCUAGAGGAUGCUCAUCGGAAACUCGAGAGCUGCCUUCUCCAGGACAAGCAGAAGACAGAUGUCAUCAAGGAUCUGCAGGGUCAGGUGCAGAAGCUGCAGAUGGAGUCCUCGGCAGCCGAGGAGGAGAGAAAGAGCAGCAGGAAACGGAUAGAGGAGCUAACCUCAGAACUCAAGGAGGACCAGAGGAGGCUUGCAAAUUCAGACAAAGAAAAGACGAUGCUCCAGAAGACACUCAAUGAAGAUGAAAGAAAAAUAAAUGAUUUGCUUGAUUCUGUCAAAGUGUCUGAGCAAAAGCAAAGGGAGCUAACAAAUGCCAAAAACAAGCUGCAAGAGGAGCUCCAGGAGAUGAAAGGGCUUCUGGAGGAGAAACGGGAACAGCUGAAGAGGAGCAAGGAACAGGAAAAGUCCCUGGAGGGAGAAACCGAUGCUUUACGACAGGAAGCCAAAAAGAAAGAAAAGAUGGCAAAAGAGCAUUUGAGGAAGCUGGAGGAAGAAAAGGAGAAUCUCCAGACGGAGCUGAACGCCUGUUCUUCACACCUGGAAUCCUCCAUCAACAAAUACAACAACGCCCAGAAAACCAUCCAAGAGCUCAACAUAGAGAUAGGCCGCCAGAAAGAGGCCAUCAUGAUCCUGCAGGCACAGCUGGAUUCCGCGAUACAGAAAGAGAAGAACUGCCUCCAGAACAUGGUCAGUAAAGAAGCCUACGAAGAAGUUCUGCGGAAGUCGGGCAUCUGCCAAGAUGACCUGACCCAAGCCCUGGAGAAGCUCACGCACACGACCUCGGAGACAAAGAGCCUACAGCGCAGCUUGCAACAGGCCCAGGAGAGGAAAGCUCAGCUGGAAGAUGAAAUCAUAGCUUAUGAGGAAAGGAUGAAAAAGCUCAAUAUGGAGUUAAAAAAACUGCAGGGCUUCCACCAGCAGAGUGAGCUGGAGGUGCACAACUUUGACAAGAAACUGGAAGAGAUGAGCAACCAGGUGCUGCAGUGGCAGAAGCAGCACCAGAGUGACCUCAAGAUGCUGGCAGCUAAGGAGUCGCAGCUCCGGGAGUUCCAGGAGGAAAUGGCUACCCUGAAAGAGAGCCUCCUUGCGGAUGAGAAGGAGCCAUGCAGCCCACCCCAGAGGGUAACAACCAAAGAGAACUGUAGGCUCCACCGGGACAAUGAUCAGAUCAUGUGCAACGUGGAACAGUGGGCAAAGGAGCAGAAGAUUGCUAAUGAAAAACUGGGAAACAAGCUGCGAGAACAGGUCAAAUACAUCGCCAAGCUUACCGGAGAAAAGGACAGGGAGCCACACAUCAAACAGACCGAAUGGCCACCUGCCCUCACUUCCCUCUCCUCCCACAGCCACCUCCACAAUGUCAUGGUCCAUCUGCAGCAGGAAAACAAAAAGCUGAAGAACGAGAUAGAAGAGAAGAAAAAGGCAGGACACACGAGGAUCUGUGGCAGGGCCCUAGGCCCAAGCAAACUGGAAUCUUCCCAAAAGGGGAAACUAUGCAGCUCACUAGGCUGGAGAGGAAUACCCCAGGACAUGACCCCAAAAGUGGACAUCAACAAGUACAUCGGGGUGCCCCACUUCACGGGCUCCUCAUAUUGCUAGAAUCGGCUCCUCACCUAAGCACCAUUCCUACACAUUUUCAGAGGACAGUGAGUCCCCACGCCUCUUUCUUGACUGGAAUCAGCUCCUAUAGUCAUCUAUCAAGGCCCCUGCCUGGUUUAUCAGAUGUUAUUGCCUUACUGAGGUUGUCUACUUCCUGAAACGGAGUGAGCUGUGGUACCCACUCCCACCUCCAGGCCCAGACUCUGAAAUAAAGUCACAAACAACACAACUUCCGUGAGCUCCUGGUGUCUGUGCACUGCCCAUCCCAGUGACCUGCCCAUCCCAGUGACCUGCCCAUCCCAGUGACCUGCCCAUCCCAGUGACCUGCCCAUCCCAGUGUUCUCCAGAUGCCCAUCAUUCUGGUCUCUUUACUUCUCUUUACUUCACAAAGCAAGCCUCUGAGUUACUUGGAUUAGGUUUUUAAACCAAAAAGAGGGAAUUAGUACCCCCGCUUUUUAAUCUCUGUC